This is a messenger RNA of Zerene cesonia (dogface butterfly), 798 nucleotides long. RefSeq names its product phytanoyl-CoA dioxygenase, peroxisomal-like. Bases 1 to 798 code for a protein of 265 amino acids. The record is from RefSeq and is a predicted model, not a curated record. The transcript has 4 exons. Gene Ontology annotation, molecular function: phytanoyl-CoA dioxygenase activity. NCBI's taxonomy places the organism in Eukaryota, Metazoa, Arthropoda, Insecta, Lepidoptera, Pieridae. Gene Ontology annotation, biological process: fatty acid alpha-oxidation.
AUGGGUAGGCUUACAAAAGAACAAAUUAAAUUUUAUAAGGACAAUGGUUUCAUAGUGUUGAAGAAGCUUAUUAAGGGGCAGGAGUUAGAGCGGUUGUCGGAGGAGUACGAUAAAUUGUUUAAGAGGAAAAACGAUGGGAAGUUGGAAAGUGCCUGGGUGGGAAGCGAGGAGAAUCACAGAGUUAGCGAUAGCCCAUACACAGUGAAAGGUAUCCACAACCUGCAAAUGCAUCACGCUGUGUUCGGCAAGUAUUUGUACAACGAUGAUCUACUCGACGCUAUGGAGGACAUAAUGGGGACCAAAAACAUAGCCCUGCACCACACCAAGGCUCACUACAAGCCGCCGGAGAAGGGAGCCGCCUAUCCAAUGCAUCAGGAUUACCCCUACUUCCCAUUUGCCAAUGAUUCUAUGACAGCGGCUGUUCUAUUCCUCGAUGAUGCUGACGUAGAAAACGGCACCCUCUUCGUUUGGCCCGGUUCCCACAAACUGGGGCCCAUUGAAGAUGUGGGGCCUAAGGAAGGCAGUAACUUCCACUACGUUGAUCAGAAAAAGUUCCCCAUUGAGAAAGCAAUGCCCGUGGUGGUAGAAGCUGGUGACGUGGUGGUGUUCAGCUACCUGACCCUCCACGGUAGCACCCCCAAUCUCUCCAAGCGCCCGCGCCGCAUGCUCCUCGCUCAGAUGUACGAAGCUCAUGAUAAACCAGUGGGUGGGGAGCCUGGUCAGCCCGGCAAGGGUUGGCUCCUCCGAGGCGUGAAUCUGGAUAGAGACGCUACUGUCACUGACAGGGCGAAGGAAUAA